CAAAGUAUUGUUCGAGGAGGCUUAAACUCAGAUCUAGAUUCGUGUCGUUUUUUCAAAAAAUAUGUAUAUAAACAUAUCUUACUGGUACUUCUAAGGAGAUUUCGAGAACUACGUCUAAGAUGAAUUCGCAACAAAAUUCGAAUAUUGAGCAGUCGCUGGUAUCGGAAACGGGUCAUGUCCAGACCCAAUACACGGCUUUUCAAAACUUCGAGCAAUACACAGCAGCCGGGUAUACAAAUGCACCGUUGUAUAUAUCGAAGCCGACGGGCAUGGGAACUCUUACGCGUAUAGCUCCGCACUGCUCGACAAUUGGGUCGCAAAGUAAAAUCGAGACAUCGACUCAAGAGGUGAGCAUGCCGCCGGGUAUGGAGGGACAUACUUUGGUCCCGACCGUCAGAUAUAUACAAGCUCCACAAUUCGAUGAAGCACCCGAUUUUGGAAUACCUGGCCUACCGCCCUGUGGCAUGGUAGAACCCCAUUACACAGACGAGCCGGCAAUACCCUAUGGCUAUACAUCGGAUGCUGCCAAUUACGGCUUGCCGGGCGUCAGUGCAAAUAUGAAACAGUUUGCAACGCGACCCUUUGACAAUAAUCUAAAUGGAUCCGAAUCAGCUAUCGAUUCGCAAUGUCGCUCUUUUGUUGAGGGCCAAGGUGAUUUCAAAUUGACACCAUUUGCCACAAACUCACUGAACACGGUGCCGCCCCGAAUCGCUGACAAAGAGGAUUUCAUCGGUGGCUCCGACAGUGAUCUGUGCUCAACAAUGCGAUGGCGCGACCCAAACCUAUCCGAAGUAAUUAGCUUUCUCAGCAAUCCUAACAAUGCGAUCAAAGCAAAUGCUGCUGCAUAUCUGCAGCACUUGUGCUACAUGGAUGAUCCCAACAAACAGCGGACAAGAACAUUGGGAGGAAUACCACCAUUAAUACGAUUGUUGUCAUACGAUGCCCCAGAUAUUCAUAAAAAUGCUUGCGGCGCUUUGCGCAAUUUGUCAUAUGGACGCCAGAAUGAUGAGAAUAAGCGUGGCAUAAAGAAUGCUGGCGGAAUCGAAGCAUUGGUGCAUCUGCUAUGCCGAUCGCAAGAGACGGAGGUCAAGGAAUUGGUGACCGGAGUCUUAUGGAAUAUGUCCUCGUGUGAGGAUAUUAAACGGUCAAUUAUUGAUGAAGCGCUGGCUGCUAUAGUUUGUAACAUUAUAAAACCGCACUCGGGCUGGGAUCCCAUCUGCUGCGGCGAGACAUGUUUCUCAACAGUAUUUCGCAAUGCAUCCGGCGUACUGCGCAACGUCAGUUCGGCCGGAGAACAUGCCCGAGAAUGCCUUCGUAACUGCGAGCACCUGGUGGAGUCUCUGCUCUACGUGGUGCGAUCUUCCAUUGAGAAGAAUAACAUUGGUAAUAAGACCGUUGAGAAUUGCGUUUGCAUUCUUCGCAAUCUAUCGUAUAGAUGCCAGGAAGUUGAGGAUCCCAAUUACGACAAACAUCCAUUCAUUAUACAAGAGAGGGCGGUUCCAUCGUCUUCCAAAGGCGAAAAUUUGGGCUGUUUUGGAACAAGUAAAAAAAAGAAGGAUGUGGCCUUAAGUGAGUCGCAACAGGACUACAUAUUCUCCACCGAAUAUGCAAAGAAUGCUGGAACCCAUAAUAAAACAAACAAGGGAUAUGAACAGCUUUGGCAACCGGAAGUGGUGCAAUUCUAUCUCUCGCUACUGCAAAGUUGUUCGAAUCCGGAAACACUUGAAGCCGCUGCUGGCGCAAUACAGAAUUUAUCCGCUUGCUAUUGGCAGCCGAGCAUUGAUAUUCGCGCUACCGUGCGCAAGGAGAAAGGACUUCCGAUACUCGUCGAACUCUUGCGGAUGGAAGUGGAUCGUGUCGUUUGUGCAGUUGCGACUGCAUUGCGCAAUCUUGCUAUCGACCAAAGGAACAAGGAGUUGAUCGGCAAGUAUGCAAUGCGUGAUUUGGUCCAGAAAUUGCCAUCCGGCAAUGCGCAGCAUGACCAAAAUACGUCCGACGACACCAUCACAGCCGUAUUGGCCACAAUCAAUGAGGUCAUCAAAAAGAAUCCAGAAUUCGCACGAUCCCUUUUGGAUGCCGGAGGUGUGGAUAGGCUAAUGAAUAUAACCCGACGCAAGGAACAAUAUACGACUUGUGUGAUCAAGUUUGCCAGUCAGGUGCUGUACACAAUGUGGCAGCAUCACGAGCUGCGCGAGGUCUAUAAAAAGAAUGGAUGGAAGGAGCAGGAUUUUGUUAAUAAACAUUUUGCAGCACACAGCACCCCGCCAAGUUCACCAAAUAAUGCUAACAAUACACUUAAUAGACCAAUGGCAUCUCAGGGACGAACGCGCUACGAGGAUCGAACGAUUCAGCGUGUCCCGAAUUCGGCAUCCUAUCGAAAUAAGGAUGCAUCUGGAGGAGGAGUAGGUGGUGGAGGAGGAGGUGGAGGAGGAGCUGUCAUCACCAACAACGAUUCAGCAUUGUUGUCGGAAAUGGUUCGAAAACAAUUAUAAAGUGUAUAUUUGUUUGUUAAUUAUUUUAUUAGUUAUAGAUACAUACUCACUAUAUAGUAUAACUCUUGAAAUUAUCGAGAGCUGACAAAAUAUUUGUGGUUUUACUCUGGGGCUUUAUAGUUUUUCCAAGGUAAGGCGCUAGUUGUACGAACAGUUGGCAUAGUUUUCAAAAUAAGAAAAGUGUUCUUUUUCUUUUCUAUCUUUUUAUUCGAAAUUCUAGUUGUUCCAUUUCGAGUGUCAUCAUCAUAUAUAGUAUACAUCAAUUUACAAUUUCAAGCAAUUUGAUUGAAAUGAAAACUUAAUAUACAUAUCAACGCAAUUUAAAAAAAUUUAUUAUAUGUGUGGAAAAGAAUGUUUGGCUUGAAUAAACCCAUCAUUUGUUUAAUUCUUUAAGAAUAUGGCGAACCAUUUGAACAUUUUGUAACAUUAUGCAAACCCAAAUUUAAUUUUAUAUGUUGAAAAAUAUCUUGGUUGGGUUCUACGAGCCAUUUUAUUGCACAGAUAAUAUAAUCGUAAAUGAUGAAUAAAUGAUUUUUUUAUUUUGCGUUCAUAUACAAAAAUAAAUGGAGUUCUGCCGAAUGCCCAAAAACCCUUGGAAUAAGUAUAAAACCCCGAUAAAAAAAAAGAAAAUAAAAAUUUGUGUUUCCUAAGUUAUUGUAUUAAAAAUUCAUCGUUUAUUCAUAUGUAUGCAUUAAGAUUUUAUAGCAUCGAUUAAAAUAAUUGUAAGAGGUGUCAUUUAUUUCACACCUAUAUAUGCAUUUGACUACAAAAUAAAAUAAGAUUAUUCG
Drosophila grimshawi is the source of this 3280-nucleotide messenger RNA. It is a transcript of the gene p120ctn, whose product is annotated as catenin delta-2. The coding region runs from base 120 to 2492 and encodes 790 amino acids. Gene Ontology annotation, biological process: cell-cell adhesion; cell-cell junction assembly. Gene Ontology annotation, cellular component: nucleus; plasma membrane; cytoplasm. The transcript has 4 exons. Gene Ontology annotation, molecular function: cadherin binding. NCBI's taxonomy places the organism in Eukaryota, Metazoa, Arthropoda, Insecta, Diptera, Drosophilidae. The record is from RefSeq and is a predicted model, not a curated record.